Penicillium bovifimosum is the source of this 1584-nucleotide messenger RNA. It is a transcript of the gene capA, whose product is annotated as adenylate cyclase-binding protein. Bases 1 to 1584 code for a protein of 527 amino acids. Gene Ontology annotation, biological process: regulation of adenylate cyclase activity; cytoskeleton organization. Gene Ontology annotation, cellular component: cytoplasm. Gene Ontology annotation, molecular function: adenylate cyclase binding; actin binding. The record is from RefSeq and is a predicted model, not a curated record. Lineage: Eukaryota; Fungi; Ascomycota; Eurotiomycetes; Eurotiales; Aspergillaceae. The transcript is spliced from 4 exons.
AUGGCGUCCGGCGGCCACAUGCAUAACUUUACCACCCUCAUCAAGCGCCUCGAGGCAGCGACCUCACGCUUGGAGGAUAUGGCCAUGUCGUAUGACGACCCCAGCGCAACAAAGUCCCUCGGGGGCGCUUCGUCCUCUGUGCCUGCUACCCCGGAGCGGGCUCAAGCUACCCCUCCUCCGCCCGCAGCCCCUGCCGCCGCCCCAGUUCCGCCUCAGAUUCAAGAUUUCGAUGCCCUGAUCAAGGGAGAUGUGCAGAACUUUGUCAACCUGGGAGAGAAAAUUGGUGGUCUCGUCGCUGAGCAGUCGAAAGCCGUCCUUCAAGCUUUCCAGGCCGAACGCACCUAUCUCUACGUCGUAACAAAGGCCAAGAAGCCUGAAACACAACCCCCGGAGCUGAUGACCGAUCUGCACAAAGCAUCUGAUAGUAUCAACAACAUUCGCGAAUCAAACCGAGCAUCCUCGUUAUUCAACCACCUCAGCGCUGUUGCAGAGGGUAUUGUCGCGCUUGCUUGGUUCUUUGAAAGCAAGCCCGCGGAAUUCGUCACGGAAAUGGUUGGUGGCAUUGAAUACUAUGGAAAUAAGGUUCUGAAGGAGUACAAGGACAAAGAUAAGGCGCAUGUGGACUAUAUCAAAGCCUACUACCAGAACUUCAAGGCUCUUGCCGAGUACCUGAAGAAGCACUUCCCCAAGGGUCUAACAUGGAACAACGAGUCUGGAAUCGACGCCCUGGAAGCUUUGAAGCAGGCCAAGGGUGGACCUACUCCCGCCCGCGGAGGCGCCCCUCCACCCCCUCCCCCUCCUCAUCCGGUCCCAUCUCUCAACGUCCCCGGUGGCGGUGCUCCUCCCCCACCUCCGCCUCCUGGAAUCCCGCCCGCCCCUGCUCCUUCAGCACCAGCAGCCGACAUGGGUGCUGUCUUCGAACAGCUCAACCAGGGCGAGGCUAUCACCUCUAGUCUGCGCAAGGUAGACAAAUCUCAGAUGACACACAAGAACCCCAGCCUGCGUGCCGGAUCCACUGUCUCUGAGGGCUCCAGCUCUGUACGCGGCAAGUCCCCAGCUCCUAGCAAGAAGCCCAAGCCCGAGAACAUGCGCGCGCGCAAGCCGCCUCGCAAGGAACUCGAGGGCAACAAGUGGCUCAUCGAGAACUUCGAGGGCCCCGGCGAUAUCAUUGAAAUCCCCGCGCAGCAGAACCAGUCUAUCAUGAUUACCCGCUGCAACAAGACCAUUAUCAAGGUCACCAACAAGGCCAACGCUAUUGCCAUCGACAACUGCACUGGUCUCUCCCUGAUCGUUGACUCUCUCGUCAGCAGUCUGGACGUCAUCAAGUGCCCCAAGUUUGCUGUGCAAAUUGAUGGCACUGUCCCUACUCUGCUGAUGGAUCAGGUCGAUGGUGCUGCUGUCUACCUUGGCCAGCAAAGUCUCAACACUGAAAUCUUCACUAGCAAGUCCUCCGCUAUUAACAUCAACCUUCCGCCGCCGGAGGGCACCGAUGGGGAUACCAAGGAGUGCCCUCUACCCGAGCAGUUCAAGAGUUACAUCAAGAAUGGUGUGGUUGUGAGCGAGAUCGUGGAGCACGCUGGUUAG